Molecule: messenger RNA, 1725 nt
Organism: Prunus armeniaca (apricot)
Lineage: Eukaryota; Viridiplantae; Streptophyta; Magnoliopsida; Rosales; Rosaceae
Source: the annotation of a GenBank genome assembly
AUGGAAGCGAAAGGUCAAGAGCUAGAAUUAUGGUUGCCUAAAAAUGGCAUCCCUCAGAGGUCGCAGAAGGAUAUAAAGUUGCAGAUCAUGGAAAAGGUAGAACAAGAAUUUGAAGAAAACAGGAAUGUUGACUUGGAUAAUUUCCUCCCUACUCUUCCCAUGGAUCUUGAAAACCAGAUCAAAAGUUGUAUGCCGUUGACUAGGUUGAAGAAGGUGCGAGUACUUCAAAACAUGGAUGAACAAGUGUUAAAAGCAAUUUGUCAGCAUCUCAAGCCCAUGAAGUAUUCUAAAAACAAUCUCAUUCUUCGAGAGGGCGAACCCCUUAAAAUGAUGAUCUUCAUUGUAGAAGGACAUGUAGCCAUUGAAAAGAAAGGCGGUUCCAUUUUGCUGCAAGGUGCAAGAGAAUUAUGUGGAGAAAAUCUUCUAGCUUGGCCGUUCUCGACCUCUUUUCCUCAGACGUUACCCACAGCAACAGAGUCUGCUAGGGUAAUUGGUGAUGUUGAAGCACUUAUUCUAAUGGCCAGUGAUAUGAAGAGUGUUGUCUUUAAAUUCGGGGUGCAUUUCAUCAAAAAGUACGGAAAACUCAAAGAAAAAUUGGUCGAUCUUCAUCUAGGACCUGUUGAUACAACACCAACAUUUGUUGAGACAACACCAACAUUUGUUGAGGGAUCGCCCACAAUCUUUACUGCACGAGAGCUUAAAAAGGCCACGAAAAAUUACCAUGAAAGUACAAGGGUUGGUGAAGGAGCCUGUGGAAUAGUUUACAAAGGGUUACUACCAGAUAAAAAAGUUGUUGCCAUAAAAAAGUCCAUGAUUAUGCAUGCGACAUCCACGAGUGUUAACUCCGUUAAAGAGGCUCUUAUUCUUUCUCAGAUCAACCACAGAAACAUCGUCAAGCUUUUAGGUUGUUGUUUAGAGGCAAAAGCGAGUUUAAUGGUUUAUGAGUUCGUGGACAAAGGGUCUCUCUAUCAGCAAAUUCACAAAGAAGGCAUAGGAUCCGGACUCUCAUUUGAAUUAAGAAUGAAGAUAGCAGCAGAAACUGCAGGAGCAUUAGCAUACUUGCACGCCAUGUCAAUCAUACACCGAGAUUUGAAGACAAUAAAUAUAUUAUUGGAUAAAAAUUACACAGCAAAAGUUGCAGACUUCAGCGGUUCACGAUUGGUUGACGAAGAUCACGAUCAAAUAUCAACUUCAGUGCAAGGGACACUCGGAUACUUAGAUCCUGAAUACAUUCAAUCAGCAACGCUAACAGAAAAGAGCGAUGUCUACAGCUUUGGAGUUGUCCUAUUGGAGCUUCUAACAAGUCAAAAGGCAGUGUCUUUUGAAAGGUCUGCCGUAGACAGAAACCUAGCAAACUUCUUUCUUCGCUCAAUGGAACGAGGUCACUUAGUUCAAAUUCUUGAUGGUGAAAUAAUCAACGUGGGGAAUUUUGAGACAGCAGAAAAAGUAAGCUAUCUGGCGAAAAGAUGUUUGAAGGUUAGAGGGGAGGAAAGGCCUUGUAUGAAAGAAGUAGCCGCCGAGCUCGAGGGGAUAAUGCGAAGCAUGGAAAAGCAUCCAGGAGGAAAGGCUAAUUUUUCUCCAUCUCCCAAAGAAACUGACUGCUCGCUUGGUUCACCUUCAAACGCUUAUGUUGUGGAUGUUAGAGGUGAAGGUGAUGAUGCUGGUUCUAGUCGUAUUAUUAUCAGUGCAGAGGAUGACAAGAGCAUGCAAAAUCCAAAUGAUUGA